AUGGCACGUACAAAACAAACUGCUCGCAAAUCAACUGGUGGUAAAGCUCCACGAAAACAACUUGCUACUAAGGCCGCUCGAAAAAGUGCACCAGCUGCAGGUGGUGUAAAGAAACCUCAUCGUUAUAGACCCGGUACUGUCGCUUUACGUGAAAUUCGUCGAUACCAAAAAUCCACCGAACUACUCAUUCGCAAAUUACCCUUUCAAAGAUUGGUACGAGAAAUCGCACAAGAUUUUAAGACAGAUUUACGAUUCCAAAGUUCAGCUAUUGGAGCUUUGCAAGAAUCUGCGGAAGCCUAUCUUGUAGCUCUUUUUGAAGAUACUAACUUGGCGGCAAUUCACGCUAAACGAGUAACAAUUCAACCUAAAGAUAUUCAACUUGCAAGACGUCUUCGCGGUGAACGAGUUUAG
This is a messenger RNA of Dentiscutata erythropus, 411 nucleotides long. The record is from the annotation of a GenBank genome assembly. NCBI's taxonomy places the organism in Eukaryota, Fungi, Glomeromycota, Glomeromycetes, Diversisporales, Gigasporaceae.